UGUGUCCCGAUCAGCCCAGUGAUGACGGGCAAUAGGUUAGCUCUCUGUGCGUUUGUGAUCCUCCUGCAGUCAGUCCACUUACACAGAUCGGCAGUUCCCAAGGACGUCUUUGUCCGGUUCGCUUCGGUCAGACGCUCGCGGGCGCUAUCUCUUGACCGCAACAUCAAAAGUACCGGGCAUAGCAUGGGCUUGAUUGCUCACAAAUUGGAGCAGCAGCACUGGUCAAUAAAAGCAGGGCCAGUUCGGCGGUUGCUGUGCGGGGUUCAUGCGUGGUGCUGGCGCCGCCGUAGCACCAUUGGCAUAUUGCUUGGAGGUACUCUGUAUUGUCGCUGCACCCGCAUUGCGGCUGCGAUCAAAUCCAACAUUGAUCUGCAUGGCCCUCUGCUGCCACUUUGAUAGGCGCAUCUCCAAGCGGGCGCCUGCCUUUCGCAAUCCUGCAGCCCCGUACGUACCUUCCCUUCAUUUCGCUCGUGCAUGCAGAAUGGAGUGCGGAAUAUCUCGCCAGCGGCUAUCGGGCAGGUGCUGACGCGAGUUGCGCAUCGGCUUUCCUUCCCUGUCUGGCCUUCCCCAAAAAAAUGUCCGGAUAGAGAGCGUGUAGUUUCUGGCAUUUGCUUUGCGGGUUUCCUGACCUGGCACUUCUUGAUUCCACUUUGGGCAAAACGUACGGACCAAACAAGCAUCUUGAGUAGCCAUCGCUGACAGCCGACUAUGGGUGGCCCUACCUGGGCUGGCGCAUCCUUUCCUGGGCAGAUAGCAUGUUUACCCCUCGCCAAAGUCCGAUGGGGGAACACGAGAGUGUUUGACCCAUCCAUCCUAUACAUCGUAGGUAGGCGUCCAAGAGGGUGACAGAGACAACCCGGUUUGGGCCAGGAGCCGGUACGGCAUGGAGGAAUCCAAGGGCGUACAAGUAAACGCCAAACUCCCUUCCGCCCCCCACCCUCAGAAACUAUCCAAGAGCCUAAUAGCGAGAGGUGCCGUUCCGCGAGACUUGAAACCAAGACUGCCACCCUCAGAGGUCUCCUGACAUGACUGUCUCCGCCCUGCGGUCUCGUGGGGACCCUGCUACCUGGCCUGCCAGGUCCCUGGCGCCUUUACGGCCGCCCACCUCGACUACCGGCCAGGUUGUCGAUAAAAGCCCACGGCAAAAGUCGCUGUCCCGGAGGGAGUUCAAGACGAGACAGCGACGGGGGGACGACGAGCGAGAAAAGGAGGACAGCAGCAGCCCGGACACAGCCGUCGCCGCCGCCGCCACCAGCCCUGCAGGUGGAGCAGCCAUGGACUUUUCGCACUUUGGCUUCCCCAGCCGCGAGUGGGAAAGCUUUGUGGCGCACAACCCCGCAGCCACCAUCGUGCCUCCCAUCCCUAGCUCCAUCGAGGAGUUGAAGGCUCAGGCCAAUGCCGUCCGGAUCGAGCGCGGCCGGGCCCACGUCGCCGACGAGUGCCUCGCCGACAAGUUUACCACUAGGGACCACGCGGUCCCGACGAGAGACGGCAGCGCAAUCACCAUGCGCGUCUACCGCCCCGCUGGCGUCCCUGAGGACCAGUUGCUGCCCGCGCUCGUGUGGUUCCAUGGCGGAGGUUUCCUUUUUGGGAGCUUGGAUGGUGAGACAUACGUUUGUGGCCUGCUGUGUCACCGGCUCCAGUGUGCAGUCCUACACAUCUGCUAUCGGCACACCCCCGAGUUCACGCAUCCGACAGCCCACCACGAUGCUCACGACGGCUUCGACUUUAUCUGCGCACACUCUGUAGACCUCGUUAUCGAUCGCUCUCGUCUGAUUGUUGGAGGCAUCUCAUCUGGCGGCCAGCUGGCGGCUUCGGUGACGUAUCGCGAAAUACUUGCGGCCCGGGGCGGUGCGGCUAUGGGAGCCAACGGUGUCCAGCCGCAGCAACGCCCGAGGAUAAGAGGCCAGGUCCUCAGCAUCCCCUGGCUCUGCCACCGCGACGCCUAUCCCUAUCACUUGUUCCGCGACCGCGGCCGGGCCUCGACGCAGCAGUGCCUUUGGGCUCCCGUCACACCCAAGCCCAGGGCGGAUCUGUUCACGGACCUGCUACAUGUCGAGGAUGUCCAUGGCCGCUUGUCCAAUAUCGCCCAGGCCAGCCAGGAUGAGCUUACGGGUACCGUGAGAACUGCUCUCGUGAGUGCCGGCAUGGACGUCAAGCGCGACGAGGGGCUCAUGUAUGCCCUCAAGCUAAAGUCUCUAGGAGUUGAGACAAAAGUCCACGUCUUUCCAGGACUUCCCCAUGCGUUCUACAUGUUUCCGAAUCUGCCGUCGAGACCUAGGUAUCAUGAGGCGGUCGUGGAGUGCGCGAGGUGGGCGUUCGGCGAUGAGCCAGGCCAGAAGGAGUGGUAUGUCGAGCCACCACCCAGAGAGUUCGCUGGCGAUGGCGCCAUAUAACCAAAUUUGAUAAGAGAGAUUGGGACCCCGACAUGUUUCGUAUCAUGGAUGGAAGCGAUGGCGGGGAGACUGCACAUAAUUGCCCUUUUAGAAGAGGUGCGGAGCUGUUUGCCGGCCAGGACCUUUUACGGACCUUUGCCAUUCUAACCGAGGCGGAAGGGAGUUAUAUACAUACCUACACAUAGAUAUCAGGGGGGAUCAAUGGGAAGGAGCAUACGCAGGAUAUACAUAUAUUGGCACUAGGAUUCAAGCCAACCGGUCAGACUUUGGGGGCUGUCCUGUUCGCCAUUUUUAUUCGCGUUCCGU
This is a messenger RNA of Gaeumannomyces tritici R3-111a-1, 2702 nucleotides long. RefSeq lists its product as hypothetical. NCBI's taxonomy places the organism in Eukaryota, Fungi, Ascomycota, Sordariomycetes, Magnaporthales, Magnaporthaceae. Bases 1026 to 2396 code for a protein of 456 amino acids. Gene Ontology annotation, molecular function: hydrolase activity. The transcript is spliced from 4 exons. The record is from RefSeq and is a predicted model, not a curated record.